Molecule: messenger RNA, 5283 nt
Organism: Megalops cyprinoides (Indo-Pacific tarpon)
Lineage: Eukaryota; Metazoa; Chordata; Actinopteri; Elopiformes; Megalopidae
Gene: caskin1
Product: CASK interacting protein 1
Exons: 22
Coding region: 665-5146 (1493 amino acids)
Molecular function (GO): protein binding
Source: RefSeq, a predicted model, not a curated record
CACAGUAACCGCGAGGUUAGAAGCGGACUGUUGCCUGAAUUGAGAACACAGCGAUGGCACAGCUGGUUCCUGUUUACCCAAUGCACUUUCCAGAACCUCUGGACCAGCAAUCAGCGCGUCACUGAUUGCAAGGACAGACAGCGUUUCGGUCCUUUUUUAUUUUUUCUUUAUUUUACUGUUAUUUCAGUUUUUUAGAGCGAGACUUUUCUACCGCGUGCAGAAAUCCCUCAUAUUGAUUUGCUUUUAUUAAGCAGACAUUGCACUUGCUUUGCUGUCAUCGUGCGAUUUCGUUGCUCAUUUAGAAGAGGAGACUGUUUUUUUCCGUCAUACCUAUUAGCAGAUAUUUAAUCACCGUUCGACUCGAAACCCAUAGAAAAUCAGUCUAGCUGCAGGCUUCGUCUGGGAUCUUUAUCACAUCGAACUGCAAGUUGUUUUGUUUGAUAAUAUCCAGAUUUGGGGUCGUUUCUGAUGUUGUCAUCACUACACAGUGUGCAUCAGCGCUCCGAAAUCUGAGCAUCUUUCCAUCUGAAGGCACAAUAGCCUUUGCUAUGCACAUAGCUUUGCAAUAAUAUUCAGGAUUCGCAGCAGCUGGUCGGGAAGACAAGAACAUACACACAGAGGAUGUUUCGGAUGUAAAAUAUAUAUAAAUUAAAAUAAAUGCAAGAUGGGGAAAGAUCAGGAAUUGUUGCAAGCAGUUAAGACUGAAGACCUUAUAACGGUGCAGAAGCUCUUGCAGAGGCCCAAACCAGGCAAAGCAAAGCUGCUGGGGUCUGCCAAGAGGGUGAACGUCAACUUCCAGGACACAGACGGGUUCGCCGCACUACACCAUGCCGCCCUCAACGGGAACAUGGAGCUCAUCUCCCUGCUGCUGGAGUCCCAGGCCACUGUGGACAUCAAGGACCAGAAAGGAAUGCGCCCGCUCCACUACGCCGCCUGGCAGGGGAAGUCGGAGCCCAUGAAGAUGCUGCUGAAGUCGGGGUCCUCGGUCAACGGGCAGUCGGACGAGGGUCAGAUCCCCCUGCACCUGGCGGCGCAGCAUGGGCACUACGACGUGUCUGAGAUGCUGCUCCAGCAUCAGUCAAACCCGUGCAUUGUGGACAACGCAGGAAAAACCCCUCUGGACCUGGCCUGUGAAUUCGGCAGAGUGGGCGUGGUUCAGCUGUUGCUUAGCAGUAACAUGUGUGCUGCCCUGCUGGAGCCCAGGCCUGGCGAUGCCACUGACCCCAACGGCACCAGCCCCCUGCACCUCGCCGCCAAGAAUGGCCACAUUGACAUCAUCAGGCUGUUGAUCCAGGCUGGCAUAGACAUCAACCGGCAGACCAAGUCGGGCACCGCCCUGCAUGAGGCGGCGCUGUGUGGAAAAACCGAGGUGGUGCGCCUCCUGCUGGAUAGUGGCAUCAACGCAGGCGUGAGGAACACGUACAGCCAGACCGCGCUGGACAUUGUCAACCAGUUCACCACCACUCAGGCCAGCCGGGAGAUCAAGCAGAUGCUCCGGGAUGCCUCUGCAGCCCUGCAGGUCAGGGCCCUGAAGGACUACUGCAACAAUUACGAUCUUACCAGUCUCAACAUCAAGGCUGGGGACGUCAUCACGGUGCUGGAGCAACACCCUGAUGGUCGGUGGAAGGGCUGUAUCCAUGACAACCGCACAGGAAAUGACCGAGUCGGCUACUUCCCCUCCAACAUGGUGGAGGUGAUCAGCAAGAGGGCAGGUUCAUGGAACACAGUCAUUUGUACCCAACAGUAUCAAAAGAUACAGCUCUGUGCGCCGGCGUGCGGCCCUGCCGCCGUGGUGAACGGGGACACUUACCAUCAGAUCCAUAUCCUGCCGCCUCCACCACCUCCGCCACCACAUUCCCAUCAGCCACUUUUCACUUCCUUUGGCUAUAACAGGUCCCAGAGCACCUCAGAAGAGCUGCACUGUGUACAAGGUUCCAGAGGCUCUGAGUCCAGCCCCCAUGGCUCCCCCACCCCAGCCAGUGGCGCCAGCGAGGAAAUCUGGGUGCUGCGCAAGCCCUUUGCAGGUGGAGACCGCAGCAGCAUGGGCAGCUCGGGCAGCGUGGCCAGCGCGCGGUCCUCCGGGAGCGGCCAGAGCGCCGGCAGCAACGCCCACAUCCUGCACGCCCAGGCAGAGGGCGUCAAGCUCCUGGCCACGGUGCUCUCUCAAUCUGCCAAGGCCAAGGAACACCUACUGGAGCAGUCCAAAUCUGUGGAGCAGUCCACAGGCUCCUCCUCACGCACCACAAGCUCAUCCAGCUGCCCCUACCAUGAAUCGCCAUACGGAGAGCCCGUGCCUCAAAGGAAGGCCGAGGUGCCGUCUGACGGGAAGAGCUCAGAGGCUGUUAUCCAAUGGCUGAGCGAGUUUCAGCUGCAAGUCUACGCUCCAAACUUCAUCAGCGCGGGCUAUGACAUUCCCACCAUUAGCCGAAUGACCCCCGAGGACCUGACAGCCAUUGGAGUGACCAAGCCAGGCCACCGUAAAAAGAUGACAUCUGAAAUUAACAAGCUGAACCUUACAGAGUGGCUCCCGGACCAAAAACCUGCUAACCUGGCAGAGUGGCUGUCUAUGAUCGGACUCAGCCAGUAUUACCAGACUCUGGUCAACAAUGGCUAUGAGAAUAUUGACUUCAUCACUGACAUCACCUGGGAGGACCUACAGGAGAUCGGAAUUACCAAGCUGGGCCACCAGAAGAAGCUGAUGCUGGCUGUGAAGAAGCUGGCGGAGAUGCAGAAGGCAGCGGAGGGACGCGGCACGCUGCGCAAGAAGGCGCCCCCUCCCCAGGAAGUGAUGGCCAUCGAGAGCCCUCCCCACGACAGCGCCGAGUGCAUGUCUCCCAAAAUGAGCACCUUCCAGGACAGCGAGCUGAGCGACGAGCUGCAGGCUGCCAUGACCCGCGGUGGAGAGAUCCAGGAAGGGGCUGAGGUCAAAGCCACCGCUGGCCAGCGGGCACGCAGCAUGCACGAGAACAGCCUCGGCAGGAGCAGGGACUCGGAGGAGGGCGGCGGCAGCGGCAGCGCUCCGAGGAAGGAGGCACGGACUGCGCGGCAGGGCAGCCACGGCCAGGGGGUGCAGAGGGCCAGCGUCCCGCCCGCGCUGAGCAAACCACGCCAGUCCUUCCCUCCAGGGGGCGGUCCCUCCUAUACCCCGCCGCAGACGCCCACCAAGACUAAACCCUCGUCCCCGCAGACCGUGGGGCCUCCACAGGCCGCUGCCAAGGUGAAACCCACGCCUCAGCUGCUGGCCCAGACCGAGCGGCCCGUGUCGCCCCGCUCUCUCCUGCAGUCCCCCACACACAGAGGCUACGCUGCCACGCAGCAGCCUGCAGAGGGCGGGGAGGGCCCGGCGGCGCCCCAGCAGCCCGUGUCUGCCCCUGCCGUCACCGUGCCCCUGCUGUGCCUGCCCCCGGACGGCGAUGAGUCCGAGGAGGAGCCAGGCCUGCCCAAGAAGCGGGCGCACAGCCUGAGCCGCUACGCCGCCUCCGACACCGAGCCGGACCGCGACGAGCUCACCGUCCCCGACGCCACCAAGUACGCCACCGUGCAGGGCCGCGUGACCCGCAGCCACGCUGACAAGAACGUCAACCGCAGCCAGUCCUUCGCCCUCCGGCCCAAGAAGAAGGGCCCACCGCCCCCUCCGCCCAAACGCUCCAGCUCCGCCAUCUCCAGCACCAACCUGGCGGAUGACGCCAAAGACGAGGAUGGAGGACAGCUGCUGGCUGUGAACUACCACGAGCGGAGGCGCGCCAGUGACCUGGGCGGCACGGUGGACACAGGCAGCGCGGGCAGUGUGAAGAGCAUCGCCGCUAUGCUGGAGAUGUCCUCAAUUGGGGGCGGGCACAAGGGCCUUGCGCUGCAGAAGUCUCUAGGGGGCAGUGCCUGUCAUUACCUGCAGGUUAGCCCACUCCACGGCAAGCAUCGUGACGCCAUCGGGCUGGACGGUGAGGUGGUGAACCGGCGCAGGACGAUCAGCGGGCCAGUGACGGGGCUAGUGAUGGCCGCCCGGAAGGAGCGGGGCCCCGAGUCGCCCCAGGACAGGCUGGCCCCAGAGCCGCAGCCCGGCUCCGCCAACAGCUCCGGGGAGAACCUGCCCUUCGCCGAAGACGGGAACCUGACCAUCAAGCAGCGUCCCAGGCAGGGCAAGGGCGACGGCCUGCCAGACAGCCUCUACUCGCUGCCGCAGGAGGAGCUGUCCCGCAUGGACGCCACGGCCACGCUCAAGAGGAGGGUCCGCUCCAAGCACCACCAGGACGGGGUGAAGUUCCAGCUCACCGAGUCCAGCACCGUCAAGCGCCGCCCCAAAAGCAAAGACAAGGACCCCGGUGACGUGCAGGACAGCCUGCUGUUUGCGCCUUACCAGAACGGCACCAGCACAAUAAAGAGACGGCCCGUGUCAGAAAUGAGCGGCAUGGAACCACCCCGGGGCCAGGGCAACGAGGACAUGGCGCCCCGCAGGGACAGCGCUGACUUUGGGUUUCACGGUGCUGAGGGGGAACCCCGCAAGCCUGCCAAGCCUCCGGUGUCUCCCAAACCUGUCCUCGCCCAGCAGGUGAAGAAGCAGGGGCCCCCAACACCCACCACCAAGAGAGUUCCCAUCCCUGGACCCGGUGGCCCUGGCAGCCCAGAGGUGAAACGAAUCCCCCCUCCCGUGUCCCCAAAGCCCAGCCCCCCUCCCACAGCCCCCAAACCGGCCAAAGUACAGAACGUGCUGCAGACCAUCAACGUGACUCCUCCCUCAACCCCCACCCCUGCCAAGCAGCCUGGCGGCACACCCCUGUCCCUGUCCCCUAGCCUUGCCCGGCCCCACACUCCCCCGGCACAGACCCCUCAGACUCCUCAGACUCCCCAGACUCCUCAGACCCCGGGGCCCCUUACUCCUGGCCCCACCCCUCCGCCAGUCAAGCCCCCGCGCUCCUCCAUCAGUGGGGUGUCAGUGGACGUCACGGGGCCGGUGGAGUCAGCACAGCAGAAGCUGGAGGAGACCAGUGCCUCCCUGGCUGCGGCCCUGCAGGCCGUGGAGGAGAAGAUCAAGCAGGACGACGGGCAGAAAGACUCGGUGGCCGAGGACAAGAGCACGGUGAGCAUCCUGGACGACAUCGGCAGCAUGUUCGACGACCUGGCCGACCAGCUGGACGCCAUGCUGGAGUGAAGAGCACAGCGUGCGCCGUAGCGGCACAACCUCAGGGCUCCGCGAGGGCAGAAGGGCACAAACAACCAAGCGCAGGACCCCUCCCGCUCCCCCUCUGACCUCCAUGUGCCGCUCCCACCUCCCACCUCCCACCUCCC